AUGGAGUUCGAGCAACGCAUCAAAGCAUACCGUUUUGUGGCCUAUUCGGCUGUCGCCUUCUCGGUUGUUGCCGUUCUUUCGGUAUGCAUCACUCUUCCAAUGGUGCACAACUAUGUUCACCAUGUCAAGAGAACCAUGAACCAGGAGGUUCAAUUCUGCCGUGGAUCCGCCAAGGACAUCUGGUCUGAGGUCAACCAACUCAAGAGCAUUCAACAUGCCAACAGAACCGCCCGUCAAGCUGGAUACGAUGCUGGAGUGAACGGAGGAUCCGCCUCUGCUGGAGGAUGUGAUGCUUGCUGCCUGCCAGGAGCUGCUGGACCAGCAGGAACUCCAGGAAAGCCAGGACGUCCAGGAAAGCCAGGAGCACCAGGACUCCCAGGAAACCCAGGACGCCCACCACAGCAACCAUGUGACCCAGUCACCCCACCACCAUGCCAACCAUGCCCACAAGGACCACCAGGACCACCAGGACCACCAGGACCAGCUGGAGAUGCUGGAAGCAACGGAAACCCAGGAUCCCCAGGACAAGAUGGACAACCAGGAGCCCCAGGAAACAAGGGACCAUCUGGACCAAACGGAAACCCAGGAGCUCCAGGAGCCCCAGGACAGCCAGGACAAGAUGCUCCAUCCGAGCCAAUCACUCCAGGAGCACCAGGACCACAAGGAGCCCCAGGACCACAAGGACCACCAGGAGCCCCAGGACAACCAGGACACGAUGGACAACCAGGAGCUCCAGGACCAAAGGGACCAAAUGGAAAUCCAGGACAACCAGGAGCCGAUGGAAACCCAGGAGCCCCAGGACAAUCUGGAACUCCAGGAGGUGCCGGAGAGAAGGGAAUCUGUCCAAAGUACUGCGCUAUCGAUGGAGGAGUCUUCUUCGAGGACGGAACUCGUCGUUAA
Molecule: messenger RNA, 900 nt
Organism: Caenorhabditis briggsae
Lineage: Eukaryota; Metazoa; Nematoda; Chromadorea; Rhabditida; Rhabditidae
Gene: Cbr-col-157
Product: Protein CBR-COL-157
Exons: 2
Coding region: 1-900 (299 amino acids)
Molecular function (GO): structural constituent of cuticle
Source: RefSeq, a predicted model, not a curated record